CUCACCGCCCCCGGAAGCGCCUCCGGAGCGCCGCCCACCGCCGCCGAGUGACGUCCGCGGGCGGGCCGCUGCUCUCUCCCCCCGCCGCCGGCAUGCCGAAGCUCAGCAAGGAGGCCAAGCAGCGGCUGCAGCAGCUCUUCAAGGGCGGUCAGUUCGCCAUCCGCUGGGGCUUCAUCCCGGUCGUGCUCUACCUAGGUUUUAGGAGGGGUGCAGAUCCAGGAAUGCCCGAGCCAACAAUCUGGAGUCUGCUUUGGGGAUGAAGGACGUGGCUGUCCUGCUCUAGAACCAGCUGAUGGACAGAGAAAAAAGUAUUUGAAGAUUCGUACCUUCCAGAAGAUGAGGCGAAUGCUUUCACCAGCUGACUCUGUCAGCUUGCUAAUGACAUAGGCUGUACAUACAACAAAAUGGAGUUUAUAUGGACGUAACUUAUUUGGAUUGUGGUGUAAUUAAAUCUAGUUUGAAAUGGA
Molecule: messenger RNA, 467 nt
Organism: Phasianus colchicus (ring-necked pheasant)
Lineage: Eukaryota; Metazoa; Chordata; Aves; Galliformes; Phasianidae
Gene: TOMM7
Product: translocase of outer mitochondrial membrane 7
Biological process (GO): protein import into mitochondrial matrix
Cellular component (GO): mitochondrial outer membrane translocase complex
Source: RefSeq, a predicted model, not a curated record